Rotaria sordida is the source of this 1368-nucleotide messenger RNA. The record is from the annotation of a GenBank genome assembly. NCBI's taxonomy places the organism in Eukaryota, Metazoa, Rotifera, Eurotatoria, Philodinida, Philodinidae.
AUGAUCUCAAAAGAAAAUACUUUUACAAUAGGAGGAAAUUAUCCAUUAAUUGAUCGUUCAUUUAGUACACCGACUGCAUUAGGGAAUUUACUUGAUGAUCCUUUAUCAAAUAAUCAUGAUUAUGAACAACAACAACAACACCGAUCAAUGAUGAUGAUGAAUGGAACAACAAAUUUACCACAAUGGUCAAUGCCACAAGUAAAUUUUGCAUCAACACCUAUUCUCAAUAUGUGUUCAGAUGAAAAAUUUCUUCAAUUUUUAAUGAGUAAAGAUUUUACAGCACGUUAUGCUGGUGAUGAUGAUCAAUAUGAAGAUGAUCAUUAUUUACAAGAAAGACAUCAAACUAUUCCUCCAACAUCUUUAAUAGAACAAAUGCAAUGUAUCACAAUUGAUAAUGAUGAUAGUCGAUUAAAAUUAGCUGCUGCAAAUGAACGUCGACAAGCUACUCGUCAUUUUGGUAAAGUUAGUCAAAAUAUGUGUUGGUGUGCACCAUUACCUGUUAAACCACGUGCUUAUUCAAUUAAUCCUCCUUCACUUUCAAAUAAAAUUUUUCUCGGUGGUAUUCCGCAUGAUCUUAAUGAACGUGAAUUAGCAACUCGUCUUAGUCAAUUUGGCCCUGUUCGUAUUGAAUGGCCAGCUGAAAAUAAUCGAACACGUCGUCGAACUAAUCAUGGCAAAUCUGGAUAUGCUUAUGCUAUAUUUGAUAAAGAAUCAUCUGUACAUGAAUUACUUUUAGCUUGUUGUCAACAACCACAACGUAAUUCUGAUGGUCGUUGUGAAUAUUAUCUUAAUCUUAAUAGUCAACGAUCGGCUUCAAAACGUAAAAGUAUUCAACUUAUACCAUGGUUUACGGAAGAUGCACAAUGGAUGUCAUCGAAUCGACAUGAUGCAGCAAUGUGUGAACUACUCAAAGAUGAUCCAUAUAAGACGACUGUCUUUGUUGGAGCUUUGCAUGGUAUGAUGACUGCAUACGCACUUGCUCGAAUUUUUUCGAAAUUAUUUGGUGAAGUUGAUUUUGCGGCUAUUGAUACUGAUCGUAAUAAAUAUCCGAUUGGUUCUGGUCGAGUCAUUUUUACUAGUAUUCACAGUUAUUUCAGUGCUAUGACGGCUAAUUAUGUAUUUAUUGAUUGUGAACGAUUUUCUAAAGUGAUUCAAUUAGAUCCUUAUUUGGUUGAUGCUCAAACAUGUAGUGGUGCAAAUGGCCAAUUAUGUACUCAAUUGGGUAAAUAUUUUUGUCGUUCACUUGCUUGUUGGAAAUAUUUUUGUGAUAAAUGUUGGACUAAAGCACAUACUGGUAUUAAUAGUCAGCAACCAUUAACUGAAGCACUUGCACAUAAACCUCUCAUGCGUAAUGCUAGUGUAUCCUGA